Betta splendens (Siamese fighting fish) is the source of this 2173-nucleotide messenger RNA. It is a transcript of the gene hinfp, whose product is annotated as histone H4 transcription factor. Gene Ontology annotation, molecular function: RNA polymerase II cis-regulatory region sequence-specific DNA binding; DNA-binding transcription factor activity, RNA polymerase II-specific. Lineage: Eukaryota; Metazoa; Chordata; Actinopteri; Anabantiformes; Osphronemidae. Bases 307 to 1788 code for a protein of 493 amino acids. The record is from RefSeq and is a predicted model, not a curated record. Gene Ontology annotation, biological process: anatomical structure development; regulation of transcription by RNA polymerase II. The transcript has 9 exons.
AGGAUGUUAGCGCUGCACACAGCCCGCGGUUCGUAGCCAAAAUAAGUCCGACAUUUUAAUACUGUGUAAUGGUUUGUGUUAAAUGUGUUGUUUUUAUGUCUCUUUUUUACAAAUAGCGUUAGGGAGGUGUUUCUAGAACAGUUUUAUUCCCGGUUAAUAUUUUGGAGUCUGUGUGGUCAGUUCUCAACCAGCUCCUAAUGUUAGCCAACGUCAACACCUGGUGGAUGAAUGGUGAUGUCAAACAAGGAACGAUUGUAGCUUAGGUCUCGUUGUGAAUUACUGAAUUUUACCUCUGGGCCUAGGAAGAUGCCGCCGAAUAAGCGGAUACAGAAGAAAACGCUUAAACUUGAAUGUGAAUGGGUUUCGUGUCAAGAGUCCUUUAGUCGUAUGGAAAACUUCUGCAAGCAUGUGGAGAGUCACCUUAAUGCUCUAAACGCGGCGGAGGACGACGAAGAAACAGAAGAUGAAAGAACCUGCCUCUGGAGAGACUGUGGUUUCUGCUCUGUGGAGGGUCCUGAAGAGCUACGGCGUCACGUGUUCUUUCACUGUUACCACACCAAGCUGAAGCAGCUGGGCCAGCAGGUGCUUAAUGCCCAACUAGAGAUCGGGAGCUGCUCCAUUGGGUACCAGAACCGCAACAUCAUUCCUGAAAUCCCUGACAAUUUUUGCUGCCUUUGGGAGAAUUGUGAGCAACCUCCGUUUGAAAACCCUGAGUGGUUUUAUCGACAUGUGGAGAUGCAUAGCCUGAGUAUAGACAUACCAGCAGGAGACUGUGAAUUUCCUCUUCGCUGUGGAUGGAAAGAUUGUGAAGCCACUGCUAAGGGUCGUCCUAAGCUGCGGGAGCAUCUGCGAAGCCACACCCAGGAGAAGGUAGUGGCAUGUCCAGGCUGUGGAGGAAUGUACGCCAGCAACACCAAGCUGUUUGACCACAUCAUACGACAGAGCGCCAUGGAAGGCCAGAGGUUUCAGUGUUCUCACUGUUCCAAACGUUUUGCAACAGAACGACUCCUGAGAGACCACAUGAGAACCCAUGUGAGCCACUACAAAUGCCCGCUCUGUGACAUGACUUGUCCUUCACCAUCUUCUCUGCGCAAUCAUAUCAAGUUCCGGCACAGUAAUGAGAAGCCAUACAGUUGUGAAUACUGUGAAUACAGCUGUAAGAACUUGAUUGACUUGCGCAAACAUCUGGAUACGCACAGCAGCAAACCAGCAUUUCACUGUGACAUCCCUGGUUGUGGUUUUACUUCUCGUACCCAUGGCACCUUAAAGAUUCAUCACAAAAAGGAACAUGAAGGGAGUUUUAUAGCUCGUUACAAGUGUCAUGUGUGUGGCCAGUGCUUUACCAGAGGUAACAACCUAACUGUCCAUCUGCAUAAAAAGCACCAAUUCAAAUGGCCCUCUGGACAUCCCAGGUUCAGGUACAAGGAGCAUGAGGACGGCUUUUUGCGGCUGCAGCUAAUUCGCUACGAGAGCGUGGAACUGACUGAGCAGUUGAUGAGGGAACGACAAAACAGACAAGGUGAGGAGGAUGAAGACAAUGGUCAAACUGAAGGACAGGAGCUAGGGGAAGCAUCGCCACAUGCAGCUCCUUCAGAGCUGCCAGUUGAACUAAGAGGUUUGUUGCUGGAGGAGCAAAGGACUGAGAAGCCCACAGGCAGUUUGGAGGAGGGCGGUCAGGAAGAGGGCAUGUUGUACAUCCUCACUGGAGGUCUGUCACAGGAAGGGGAGGACUCUGUCUUGCUGCAGCUCCAGGAUUCUGCCCAGCAGCAUGGAAUGCAGGUUGUCUGACUGCCAGAACUCGGCCCAAAUGUGUAAUAAAUCACAGUGCAUGAUGUUAUCAGCUGUGGUGUUUGAAAAUGUUUGUGCUGUUUCUGACCUUUUUAAUUGAAAGGUCAAAGUCUUGUGGACAAAUGUUCUAUCAAUUAGUUUGAAAUUAUUUUAAUUUUAUUGUAAAAUUUACAGGAGAUCGUACUGUACCACCGCAUUAUGGGUGACCAUUGUCUUUUAGAAACACAUCUUCCAUAAACUGAAGGCAUUGAUUUGAUUGACUAAAAUUGUGUUUUGUUCAUAAUGUUUGCCUAAAUGAAAGGAAUCUAACAGCAUCAAAGUCUGUGUUUUUGACGCUUGAGUAAGUUGUGUCAUAAGUUUUUGCAAUAAACACAUUGACAUAGUU